Messenger RNA from Aphidius gifuensis, 4435 nucleotides. RefSeq names its product catenin delta-2 (gene p120ctn). Bases 598 to 3330 code for a protein of 910 amino acids. Gene Ontology annotation, molecular function: cadherin binding. The transcript is spliced from 10 exons. The record is from RefSeq and is a predicted model, not a curated record. Gene Ontology annotation, cellular component: plasma membrane; nucleus; adherens junction. NCBI's taxonomy places the organism in Eukaryota, Metazoa, Arthropoda, Insecta, Hymenoptera, Braconidae. Gene Ontology annotation, biological process: cell-cell adhesion; cell-cell junction assembly.
GACACAAAAAUAUACACACUAUUGCACUGUGUGUAUUAUGUAGGCGUUGGCGACUCUGAACAAGUAUGGUUACAAUUACAAUUGUAACAACUAAAUAAUUCAUUAAAACAACAUUAAAUAAUUAUAAAUAAAUAUACAUUAAUAAUAUUUCAUUAUAACAAGUGUGUUAAUAAUUUAUUUUUCAUUAAUUUAACAGUUAUUAAUCAUCAAGUUAUUGUUGACCGGUAGUGAAUCAUUUUUUUUUUUUUUUUUUUACACAAGUGUUAAUUUACAAUACACAUGCAAUUAAUUAAUUUUAUAAAUUAUUAUAAAUAUAUAUAAUUUUUAAUAAUUAUAUUAAUUAUUGAUUUUUUUUUUUUAUAUAAAAAUUAUUAAUGUGAAAGUGAUAUUGAAAUGUUUAGAUAUUUGAAUAUAUUAUUUUGUGAUUAUUAUGACAACAAUUGUGUUUUAAAAUGUUACAGAUGUUUUUUAAUUUUUCACAUUGCUAACCAGUAAAUCAAUAAUAAAACUUCAAAUAAGAAAAAAAAAAUAUAUAUACAUAUAUAAUAAUAUAAAAGCUGGACUGUGACAAACUGCAAGUUUAAAAAUAUUCCAGGCAUGUCCAGCAAUCAGCUAGUUGACUCGUGUCUGCUGGUGAAUCGAAGAGUUGAGCAGAGACAAGAACAUAAUGUAACACGCAUUGAAAUUAAACAGAGUGGUCCAAGUGAAACGGAUUAUCACAGUAGUAAUGGAAAACCAGAUUUACACUCUGUACAUUCAUCACAAUUGUCAGUACAGGAUGAUCCACUUCUCGUACGAACACACAAUCAACAAACAUCUCAACAAAUAACAUCAGUGACCAAAGUUAUACGUGAAGUAUCACAUAUUGAAUCAGAAGCUGGUGCUGUUAAUUAUAUACCAGUACCAAUAAUGUCUCAAGAUUAUUCACACGGUGAUCCGUGUUAUGCAGCUGAUCCUUAUAUGGUAAAUUUUGAUCAUUAUGAUUCAUAUGUUGGAUAUGCAACACAACAAGAAUAUCCAGUUGGACAUGGUGUUUAUGCACCUGAUUCACAUUCACCACAUUCACCACAUAGUCCAUCUGAACAUAAUCGUACAACACCACCUCAUGAUUACAUGAGAAAAGGUUCAUCUUAUGCUGUUGAUGGUGGAUACAAUGAUAUGGAUGCUGUACUUAAUCCAGUACUACAAGAUCAUUAUAGAAUAACACCAAGUCCUGGUGGUCCUGGUGAUCAGUAUGAUGAAAAUAAAGUUGCAUAUGGUUAUGUAUCAUCAUCACCAUAUGGACCAGUUAGUUAUGGUCCUGGUAUUGGUGUACCACCAGUUGGUAUAUCAAGUGAUGGUCCAUCAUAUGAUGAAUCACAUCAAAUAGCAAUGCAAGGUAAUCUUGCACCAGGUAUGUUUGAAGAUGAUUUACAUCUUCAACGACUUCAAUCACGUCAUUCAGUACCUGGUAUGACAAGUCCAAUUGGUGAUGAUCAAAAAUCAAUGCGUUGGCGUGAUCCAAAUUUAUCUGAAGUUAUUGGUUUUUUAUCAAAUUCAAAUAAUAUUAUAAAAGCAAAUGCAGCAGCAUAUUUACAACAUCUUUGUUAUAUGGAUGAUCCAAAUAAAGCUAAAACAAGAAGUUUAGGUGGUAUACCACCAUUGGUACAAUUAUUGGAUAAUGAAAGUCCAGAUGUUUAUCGUAAUGCAUGUGGUGCAUUAAGAAAUUUAUCAUAUGGUAGACAAAAUGAUGAAAAUAAAAGAGCUAUUAAAAAUGCUGGUGGUGUACCAGCAUUAAUAAGUUUAUUACGUCGUACAUCUGAUGCUGAUAUUAAAGAAUUAGUUACUGGUGUAUUAUGGAAUUUAUCAUCAUGUGAAGAUUUAAAAAAAGCUAUUAUUGAUGAUGGUGUUACAUUGGUUGUUAAUAAUAUUAUAAUACCACAUAGUGGAUGGGAUCCAAGUGCAUCAAAUGGUGAAACAUGUUGGUCAACAGUAUUUCGUAAUGCAUCUGGUGUACUUAGAAAUAUAUCAAGUGCUGGUGAAUAUGCUAGAAAAAAAUUACGUGAAUGUGAUGGUCUUGUUGAUGCAUUAUUAUAUGUUGUUAGAUCAGCUAUUGAAAAAUCAAAUAUUGGUAAUAAAAUUGUUGAAAAUUGUGUUUGUAUAUUGAGAAAUCUCAGUUAUAGAUGUCAAGAAGUUGAAGAUCCAAAUUAUGAUAAACAUCCAAUACAAACAGUUGUACAAAAUCGUAUAACAACAACAGUUAAAAGUGAUAAUCUUGGUUGUUUUGGUGGUAGUAAAAGAAGAAAAGAUGGACAACAACAAACAAAAGAUAUAACAGCAUCAUCAAAAUCAUUAACAUCAUCAUCAAAUUUAACACAAUCAUCAACAGGUACAACAACAGGAACAGGAACAACAACAACAACAACAUCAUCAUCAAAUAUAAAUUCAACAGGAACAAAUCGUAAUGAACCAAUUAAAGGAAUGGAAUUAUUAUGGCAACCAGAAGUUGUACAAUGUUAUUUGAGUCUUUUACAAUCAUGCUCAAAUCCUGAAACACUUGAAGCUGCUGCUGGUGCAUUACAAAAUUUAGCAGCAUGUUAUUGGCAACCAAGUAUUGAAAUACGUGCUGCUGUUAGAAAAGAAAAAGGUUUACCAAUAUUGGUUGAAUUAUUAAGAAUGGAAGUUGAUCGUGUUGUUUGUGCUGUUGCAACAGCACUUAGAAAUUUAGCAAUUGAUCAACGUAAUAAAGAACUUAUUGGUAAAUAUGCUAUGAGAGAUCUUAUACAAAAAUUACCAUCUGGUAAUAAUCAACAUGAUCAGGGUACAAGUGAUGAUACAAUUGCUGCUGUAUUAGCAACACUUAAUGAAGUUAUUAAAAAAAAUGCUGAAUUUGCAAGAUCAUUAGUUGAUGCUAAUGGUGUUGAUAGACUAUUAAAUAUUACUAAACAAAAACAAAAAUAUACUGCACGUGUUCUUAAAUUUUCUGGACAAGUAUUAUUUACAAUGUGGCAACAUGCUGAACUACGUGAAGUUUAUAAAAAACAUGGAUGGAAAGAAGCUGAAUUCGUUACAAAAACAGUUGCAGCACGUAAUAGUUCUGGUCUAAAUUCACCCAACAAUGCAAAUAGCUAUGAUUUUAGCACACUUAAUAGGCCAAUGGCAAGUCAAGGUAGCACUAGAUAUGAAGACAGAACAAUGCAAAGAACAAACAUGAAUUCCAACAAUAUUGGACGAUCAAAUGUCUAUCAAUCCCAAAAUGACGUUAUGAAUGGUGAUAAUCAGUAUCAAAAACAAGGAGUUCGUGCACCUCCUAGUGGAGACGUUUGUUUAUAUCCUAAAAAUUCAGGUUAAGCAACAUUUGGCGAUUUUGUUUGAUGGUAUUACAUAAAAUAUUUACAAAAUAAAUAUAAAAAACAAUAUAUACAAGACUCCCUGUAAUUUAAAAUAAAACCCCUAAUGAGUCUUUCAAUAUAAACAUUGAUAAAUUACAAAAUAAAGAAAAAAAAAAAACAAGAAAUCACAUAACAAAUAAAAAAAUAUUAAUAUUGAUUUUUAAAUAUAUAUAAAAAAUAAAAAUCAUACUAGACAACUGCAGCUCAUUUAAAAACAAUGUAAUUAAUUGCAUACGUGAUUUAUUUUUUUUCUUUUUUUUUAAAUAUAUAAUAUAUAUAAUUUUAAUUACCAGCGCAAAAAAAAAUAAAUAAAUAAAUGAAAAAAUAAUACUUAAUUAAUUAAUAUAAAAAAAAUAAUAACCAUAGUAUUCAUCUUCAUGGCAGCGUCACAAUUUAUGGAUCAUAGUUACUAAUGAUAAUCCAAUAGGGUACAUUAAACAUCUCGAUAUCCAUUAACAAUUUGAAAUAUUAAAUUUUAACAAAAACACCAAGUAUGAAAUAGUAAUUAAGAAGAAUAAAAAAAAAAGCAUGAAAAUUGAUAAAAAGUGUAUACUUGAAUUUUUUAAAUAUAUUAUAAUUUUUAGUAGUUGCAGCAAUUUCUUAAUAAACAAUAAUAAAACUAUAAUAAUAAUAAAAAUAAAAUUGACAAAGUAAAAGAAAAGAAAAAAAAAAACAACGACUAACACUGCAAGUUUGCCAUCGUGGCGUUGUCUUCCACUUUGUUGUAGUUGUUUAAUUUGAAUUUGAAUAUCUCAAAAUGAGAAGAUUUCGAAAAAUAUAAAAAACGAUGUUUUCACGCAGUACUCACCAUAGUAAUAAUUGAACAAUAUCUAUGGUUGACUUGUAUUAAUAUAUAAGUAACAAAGUAGGUCUGAUGUGAUUCAUCAACGUUAUCACGUCAAUGAGUCAAUAUGAAUUUAAAUAAUAAUAAUUAAAAAUUUAAAAUAUUUAUAGAAUUAAAACAUAUGUAAUAUGUAUUCAAUAAUAAUACCACGGCGGUAAGUUACCUCUUUGUUUUCUAUGCUAAAAAAAAAAAAAAUUGUAUUGUACAUGAAAAUUUUAUA